AGAGCGUAUCAUCAAGUUAGGGCUUUGCUUUGAAAACUGAGAGAGAGCGGUUCUUCCCCCCCAACGCUACUACUAGUAUUAGUAGUUUCUCAUUUCACUGAAUCCUUCUAGAACUAAUCUGGAAUUGAGAGAUGGCGUUAGCGUUCGAUGAAUUCGGGAGACCCUUCGUAAUUAUAAAAGAACAAGACCAGAAGGUUCGAUUGAGAGGGCUCGAUGCUCAAAAGGCCAACAUUGCUUCUGGUAUGGCGGUCUCUCGCAUCCUUCGAACCUCCCUCGGUCCCAAAGGCAUGGACAAAAUGCUCCAGAGCCCCGACGGCGAUGUCACCAUCACAAAUGAUGGUGCUACGAUAUUGGAGCAAAUGGAUGUGGACAAUCAGAUUGCAAAACUGUUGGUUGAGCUUUCGCGGAGUCAGGAUUAUGAAAUAGGGGAUGGGACUACUGGUGUUGUUGUUCUGGCUGGUGCUCUUUUAGAGCAGGCUCAGAAGCUGUUGGAGCGUGGGGUUCAUCCCAUUCGCGUUGCUGAGGGUUACGAGACAGCUUCUAGAAUUGCUGUUGAACAUUUGGAGAAGAUUGCACAGAAGUUUGACUUUGGAGUUAAUAAUAUUGAGCCCUUGGUUCAAACUUGCAUGACUACUUUAUCUUCCAAGAUUGUGAAUCGGUGCAAGCGCAGUUUAGCAGAGAUUUCUGUUAAAGCAGUCCUUGCCGUUGCAGAUUUAGAGAGGAAAGAUGUUAAUCUAGAUUUGAUAAAGGUUGAGGGGAAAGUCGGAGGCAAGUUGGAAGAUACUGAACUGAUUUAUGGGAUACUUGUUGACAAAGAAAUGAGUCAUCCGCAGAUGCCAAAGCAAAUUGAAGAUGCAAAAAUUGCUAUCUUGACCUGCCCCUUUGAACCACCUAAGCCAAAGACUAAACAUAAGGUGGACAUUGAUACAGUUGAAAAGUUUCAAACUUUGCGUAAGCAAGAGCAGCAGUACUUCGAUAACAUGGUUCAGAAAUGCAAGGGUGUAGGUGCAACCUUGGUUAUUUGUCAAUGGGGGUUUGAUGAUGAGGCAAAUCAUUUAUUAAUGCACAGGAACUUGCCUGCAGUCCGGUGGGUUGGUGGUGUAGAGUUAGAGCUGAUAGCAAUAGCCACAGGUGGAAGAAUAGUGCCAAGGUUUGAGGAGUUGACACCAGAAAAGCUAGGAAAGGCUGGUUUGGUUCGAGAAAAGGCUUUUGGCACAACAAAAGAUAGAAUGCUGUAUGUUGAACACUGUGCAAAUUCAAGGGCAGUAACCAUAUUUAUUCGUGGAGGUAACAAAAUGAUGAUUGAGGAGACAAAGCGUAGCAUCCAUGAUGCAUUGUGUGUGGCAAGGAAUCUCAUUCGCAACAAUUCUAUUGUAUAUGGUGGUGGCUCAUCUGAGAUUUCCUGCUCAAUUUCUGUGGAGGCCGCAGCAGAUAGAUAUCCAGGAGUUGAGCAGUAUGCUAUCAGGGCAUUUGCAGAUGCUUUAGAUUCCGUCCCUAUGUCGCUUGCAGAAAAUAGUGGCCUCCAACCCAUUGAGACAUUAUCUGCUGUGAAAUCUCAACAAAUUAAGGAGAACAAUCCUUACUGUGGAAUAGAUUGCAAUGAUGCUGGUACAAAUGACAUGCAAGAGCAAAAUGUAUUUGAGACUCUUAUCGGAAAGCAGCAGCAGAUUUUGCUAGCAACACAAGUUGUCAAAAUGAUUCUAAAAAUCGACGAUGUCAUCUCCCCUUCUGAUUUCUGAUCUUUGAAGUUCUGUUACAUAACACUGCUUAGCCAUCAACCGAGGUGAUAUUGUUUUGAUGGCCUGAUGUGGCAUAUUGAGCUGCAUGGAGACACUCUCAGUUCACGAGAGUUUGUUUUGGUUACAGAUUUUGUAUCUAUCAUUGGAUUUUAGUCAGGGCUUUUCUUGUGUCUGAACUGGUUGAUUUUGUCGCUUGUUUUCUUUGAUUACUGAUAUUACUUUAUACCCCCCUUCUUAGCUGUCUCUACUUGUAUACUGCAUAUUUAUUGCAGGAUCAUUUGUUUCAGCUCGUUUUUCUUAUUCUUUGUUUCAAA
Messenger RNA from Populus nigra (black poplar), 2053 nucleotides. Its product is annotated as T-complex protein 1 subunit epsilon-like. Gene Ontology annotation, cellular component: chaperonin-containing T-complex. Gene Ontology annotation, molecular function: ATP hydrolysis activity; ATP-dependent protein folding chaperone; ATP binding. The coding region runs from base 132 to 1739 and encodes 535 amino acids. The record is from RefSeq and is a predicted model, not a curated record. NCBI's taxonomy places the organism in Eukaryota, Viridiplantae, Streptophyta, Magnoliopsida, Malpighiales, Salicaceae. The transcript has 9 exons. Gene Ontology annotation, biological process: protein folding.